AUGGAUGAUGACUUUGUUAGAGCUCUUAAUAAAUUCAAUUCCAAAUUUUGUUUCAGUAAUAAAAAAAAUUCACUGAAUGAAGUUCUUCAGAACAAAAAAAAUGAUAAAGGAGAGGAUAUAAAUUGUAAUAAAUUAAAAAAGGAUUUAGAAUUACAAUAUAUACAUAGUUCUAAUAAUAAAAUAUGUCAGAAAUUUUUAACUCUACCACUAAACAAAAAAUCGGAUAAACUAAAAGACCACUCAGAUAAAGUUAUACUACCAGUGUCUAUUCUGAAAACCUUAGAAAAAGGCAACUACAAGAACGAAGUAGAAUUUCCAUAUACAUUUAGUAUUAAGAACGUACAAAAUAAUUAUAUUACACAUGCAUGUGUUUUAGAAUUUAGUUCGAAUGAAGGCAUAAUUUUUGUUUCAGAUAAUAUAAAACAAAAUCUAGGAUUAGACAAACCUCAAAGUAGUAGCAUAGCGCGUGUUUUAAUAACAUACUGUAUACUAUCUAAAUGUGAUUUUAUAAAAUUAGAUUCUUUAAACGAUAAUAUUAAUGAUAUAAAAUAUAUGAAAAAUUUAUUAGAAAAUGAAUUAAGUUUAAAUUAUAGUACGUUAACGUUAGGAGAUUAUAUACAUAUUAAUCAUCUUAAAUUUUAUAUAAGUGAACUAGAACCUGAUAAUGCUGUUUCUUUAAUAAAUACAGAUAUUAAUGUUGAUAUAUGCGAAAGAACAAAUAUUGAUGAAUAUAAAAAUGUUAAAACUAUGGGGGAUCAUAAAGAUAUAUAUGAAAUUAUUAAAAUUGAUAUACCUAUAAAUAAUACUAUUCAAAAAGCUAUGAAUAAAUAUAAAUUUAUUAUUAAUAAUAAUAUAUUAGAUUUAUUGAAAAAAGGUAAAAUUGAACUAGCUAUUAAUUUAGAAUCUAAUAUGAAGUUGAAUUGUUUAAAUUUAUUUAUAUCAUUUCCACCCUUAGAUUCAGUAUCAGAAGUCAUUCAUCAUUUAUAUAUUGAUGAUUGUAAUACUGAUCCAAUUGUAAUAAAUAGAGAGAUCAUCAAAAGUAUUUUAAAAAUACACUUUGCGUGUUUAAUGAAAGAAGAACAUUGUAAUAGAAAUAAUGAUAAUGAUGAUGCUAAUCAGAAUGUGGAUAAUAAAUACAAUAGUACCUCUAAUGAUAAUCUUGAGAAUGAUAAAAUAGGAAUCAAAAAUUAUGAUGAAUCCUUUUUAGAAUACAUAUUUGAACAUUUCUUCCCACAUAUAAUAUAUAUAGGAGUACAUAAUUACAUGGAUACACUUAUAGAAUAUAAUAUAUGCUUAAAAUUAAAUGAAGAAAAAAAUAUAAAUACAAAAAAGGAUGACAAUAACAAUAAAAGUGUUAAUGGACCAGUAUUUAUUAAUAAUAAUAAUAAUAAUAUUAAUUUGUUGAGAAAUAUAAAUAUGAUCACACCAGAUACAGAAAAUAUAAAGAGUGAUGAUGAAUAUAUUACAUGUGAUAAUUGUCUUAAAGAUAUAUUAAAAUAUAAUAUAUAUAUGCAUAAAAUUCAUUGUAUGAAGAAUUUCAUUUUGUGUAAUACAUGUAAAAAAGUAUUAAAAAAAAAUGAGAAAGAAAAUCAUAUACAUUGUGAUAUAUGUAAUGAAGGAAUGUAUUUAAAUGAAAAAGAAAAACAUGAAUUUAUAUGGCAUACUCAAAUAAAAUGUGUAUGUAAUAAAAUUUUAUAUCGUAAACAAUUUAUUUUUCAUCAAAAUUUAUUUUGUCCAAAAAAAAUUAUAUAUUGUACAUAUUGUAAUAUUUUUACUCAAUCAAAUAUUAAUAUAUAUAAUGAAGAAUUUAUUUUAGCUACCUUUUUUGAUAUAUAUGAUAAUGUCAAAACAAAUAAUUCUACAAUAAAUAAAUCUAUCAAAUAUUAUUACAAUAUAUUAUUUACAUAUUUUCAUUUCUUUUUUAAAUAUAUAAAAAAUACAGAACAUGAAAAGUAUUGUGGAUCAAAAUCUAUUAACUGUACUAUUUGUAAAAAAAUUAUUUAUAGAAAUGAUUACCUUUUCCAUUUAAAUACAAUUCAUCAUUUUAAUAAAACGGAGUCCUUUAAAAUUAUAAAUGACAACGUUGAUUUUAGCCAACUAAUGAAUGACACAAAACAUAAAUCAUAA
Plasmodium gaboni is the source of this 2127-nucleotide messenger RNA. RefSeq names its product putative ubiquitin fusion degradation protein UFD1. The coding region runs from base 1 to 2127 and encodes 708 amino acids. The record is from RefSeq and is a predicted model, not a curated record. The transcript has 2 exons. Gene Ontology annotation, molecular function: polyubiquitin modification-dependent protein binding. Gene Ontology annotation, cellular component: VCP-NPL4-UFD1 AAA ATPase complex. Lineage: Eukaryota; Apicomplexa; Aconoidasida; Haemosporida; Plasmodiidae.